Talaromyces marneffei is the source of this 1335-nucleotide messenger RNA. RefSeq lists its product as uncharacterized. The transcript is spliced from 3 exons. Lineage: Eukaryota; Fungi; Ascomycota; Eurotiomycetes; Eurotiales; Trichocomaceae. Gene Ontology annotation, biological process: magnesium ion export from mitochondrion. Gene Ontology annotation, molecular function: magnesium ion transmembrane transporter activity. The record is from RefSeq and is a predicted model, not a curated record. Bases 1 to 1335 code for a protein of 444 amino acids.
AUGAGCCUCGAUUCGGCUCCAAAAGUUCCUGAUAUCUACACUCCUGCGGCAACCUCGUCCACAUCGUCAUCGUCUUCGUUCCGAGGCAAUCAUCGUCAUGAUGCAACGCAAUUGAAUAAUGCAGAAGAUACCGGGUCCAGAACGAUACUGCAACAAUUGGUGAAUAGAAAAAGUUCAUCGGAAGCGUCGCGCACAAUGGACAUGGCUCAGUCUGCUGUUGUGCCUGGGGAUGAUUAUGAGCAUGAGACACGGCCGCCUUAUCUUCAUUCCAUGCUAGCAGGUGGCAUCGGUGGCUCUUCCGGCGAUAUGCUCAUGCACUCCCUCGACACCGUCAAAACCCGCCAACAAGGCGAUCCACACAUUCCACCUCGAUACGGCUCAACGUCGGCAUCAUAUAUAAAAAUCUUUCGCGAGGAAGGGUUCCGAAGAGGUCUUUAUAGUGGCGUGAGUCCGGCACUGAUGGGAUCCUUUCCGGGCACCGUGAUAUUUUUUGGGACAUAUGAGUGGUCGAAGAGGCAUAUGAUUGAUUUGGGGAUCAAUCCUACGUUGUCGUAUCUUUCUGCUGGGUUUAUUGCCGAUUUGGCUGCGUCAGUGGUCUAUGUGCCAUCCGAAGUCCUCAAAACGCGUUUACAACUCCAAGGACGAUAUAAUAAUCCCUACUUUAAAUCUGGGUACAACUAUCGAGGAACAGGAGAUGCAUUCCGAACCAUCGUGCGAACAGAAGGAUUCGGCGCCAUGUUUUCGGGCUAUAAAGCUACCAUAUUUCGCGAUUUACCGUUUUCUGCGUUGCAAUUUGCGUUUUAUGAGCAGGAGCAGGAAUGGGCGAAGCAUUGGGUUGGGUCUAGAGAUAUCGGGUUGCCGUUGGAAAUUCUUACGGCGACGACGGCGGGAGGCAUGGCGGGUGUUUUGACAUGUCCGUUGGAUGUGGUCAAGACGAGGAUCCAGACACAGCAGAAUCCUGACGCAUUCCUCCAAAAGAGUUCGACGCAGGCCUCUCUAUCAUCGAAGAAAGAUAGUCGACCGCAUGCACAACAUAGCCAGCAUACGUCAUCGUCUUCAUCGUUGUCCUCCAGCAAAACACAUUCACGACCCAUAUCGACCUCUUCCCCGUCGACAUCUACACCUCAACCCGGUGCGCCCAUAUUGCACACAUCGUCCGUCUUCACAGGACUCAGGCUCAUUUAUAAGACCGAAGGGCUGGCCGGCUGGUUCCGUGGCGUCGGGCCACGAGCGGUCUGGACCAGUGUACAGAGCGGCACGAUGCUGGUUAUGUAUCAGUAUUUGCUGAAGAAGUUGGAGUCCAUGUCGGAGUCUGAGACAAUGCCGGUUAUAUAA